CUGAACAAAAUGAAUUUCAUUACAAGGCUUUCUGCUUUAUGUCUGAGGAAAAGCAAGAUGCAACAGAGGCACCGAAGUAGUAGACGACCAGCCGUUCCACUUGGAUCACGGAUUUUAACUGAUUCUUCUAAGGUUUUUGAGCAUAACAUGUGGGACCACAUGCAGUGGUCACAAGAAGAGGAGGAGAAUGCCAAGCAAAAAGCGUUAGAGAACUCACUUGUGAAAGUCCAGUGGGAAGACCAAGAUAAAUACGAGAGAGAAGCCAGUAAAUACUGGAAUGAAUUUUACAAGACUCAUAAAAAUAACUUUUUCAAGGAUCGCAAUUGGCUGUUUCUGGAGUUUCCAGAAAUUCUUCCAGAAACAAGGAGGGAAGAGUUGAAAAUAGAAGAAAGAUCUUCAGAACACACAAAAUUAAACAGUACCAACAUUUUUUUGCACAAAAAUGAAAUGUUUCAGGAAGAAGAAAAAUAUUGGAAGAAAAAUUAUGGAAGUGGUUCUACUUCUGUACAAGGAUAUGUAUAUAAUAAAAACCAAGCAAAAUGUCUUACUGACAAUCCUGUGGGUAAAAACUGUGGAGAAGAACUGGGCCAGCUAGAAUCCUUCCCUGGUAGUGAUGCCACUCACAGAAUAUUAGAGGUUGGUUGUGGUGCUGGAAACAGUGUCUUUCCUAUUUUGAAAGUUCUGUGCAAUACACCUGGAACCUUUCUCUACUGUUGUGAUUUUGCUUCAGGAGCAGUGGAGCUGGUAAAGUCACAUUCGUCCUACAAUUCUGCCUGGUGUUCUGCCUUUGUUCAUGAUGUGUGUGAUGAUGCUUUAUCCUAUCCUUUUCCAGAUGAGAUCCUGGAUGUCAUUCUCCUUGUCUUUGUGCUCUCUGCUAUUCAUCCUGACAGGAUGCAAGGGGUUGUAAAUAGGUUGGCUAAACUACUGAAACCUGGAGGAAUGUUGUUAUUUCGAGACUAUGGAAGAUACGAUACAGCUCAACUUCGUUUUAAAAAAGGUCAUUGCUUGUCAGAAAAUUUUUAUGUACGAGGAGAUGGAACCAGAGUGUAUUUCUUUACCAAAGAUGAGGUAUGGAAGAUGUUCAACUUGGCUGGCUUAACUGAAGUACAGCAUUUAGUUGAUCGGCGAUUACAAGUAAACAGGAAGAAAAAAGUGAAAAUGCAGCGAGUUUGGAUACAAAGCAAAUUCCAAAAACCAUUGCUGCUAUCUCUGAAUAAUCCUGAAGAAACCACCGAAAGGCACCCUUAUAAAUAA
This is a messenger RNA of Eurypyga helias (sunbittern), 1254 nucleotides long. It is a transcript of the gene METTL8, whose product is annotated as methyltransferase like 8. The coding region runs from base 10 to 1254 and encodes 414 amino acids. Gene Ontology annotation, molecular function: tRNA (cytidine-N3)-methyltransferase activity. The transcript has 9 exons. Lineage: Eukaryota; Metazoa; Chordata; Aves; Eurypygiformes; Eurypygidae. The record is from RefSeq and is a predicted model, not a curated record.